Molecule: messenger RNA, 1602 nt
Organism: Trichechus manatus latirostris (Florida manatee)
Lineage: Eukaryota; Metazoa; Chordata; Mammalia; Sirenia; Trichechidae
Gene: HABP2
Product: hyaluronan binding protein 2
Exons: 12
Coding region: 4-1602 (532 amino acids)
Biological process (GO): proteolysis; blood coagulation
Molecular function (GO): calcium ion binding; serine-type endopeptidase activity
Source: RefSeq, a predicted model, not a curated record
CUGAUGUCCUUACUCCCAGACCUGGACCCAGACUGGACUCCUGACAACUACGAGUAUAGCUACGAAUACUAUGACCAGAAAGAGAACACCACUAGUACGUUUACCUACACGGAGAAUCCUGACUGGUACUACACGGAGGAUGAUCCAUGCCAGCCCAACCCCUGUAAGCAUGGUGGGGACUGCCUCGUCAAUGGGAACACCUUCACGUGCAGCUGCCCAGCCCUUUUCUCUGGGAACAAGUGUCAGAACGUGCAAAACAAGUGCAAGAACCGCCAAUGUGGCCACGGUAAAUGCCUCAUUAUCAAGAGCCCUCCCUACUACCAAUGCACCUGUAAACACCCUUACACGGGUCCAGACUGCUCCAAAGUGGUUCCUGUGUGUUGGCCAAACCCCUGCCAAAAUGGCGGUACCUGCUCCAGGCAUAAGCGGAGAUCCAAGUUUAUCUGUACCUGCCCUGACCAGUUCAGGGGGAGAUUUUGUGAAAUAGGUUCUGAUGACUGUUAUGUUGGUGAUGGCUACUCUUACCGAGGAAAAGUGAGUAAGACAGUCAACCAGCACUCAUGCCUUUACUGGAACUCCCAUCUCCUCUUGCAGGAGAAUUACAACAUGUUUAUGGAGGAUGCGGAGGCCCAUGGGAUUGGACAGCACAACUUCUGCAGAAAUCCAGAUGGAGAUAAAAAGCCCUGGUGUUUCAUCACAGUGAGCAAUGCAAAGUUGAAAUGGGAGUACUGUGACGUCUCGGCCUGCUCAGCCCUAGACAUUGUCGACCCAGAGGGAAGCCCCAUGGAGCCCGUGGCCAAGCCUCCAGGGUUUGACUCCUGCGGGAGGAUUGAGACAGUGGAGAAGAAGUUCAAGAGGAUCUACGGAGGCUUUAAGAGCACAGCGGGCAAGCACCCGUGGCAGGCAUCCCUGCAAACCUCGAUGCCACUGACCCACUCCAUGCCCGAGGGCCACUUCUGUGGGGGGGCACUGAUCCACCCCUGCUGGGUGCUCACUGCAGCCCACUGCACUGACAUAAAAGUCAAACAUCUGAAAGUGGUGCUAGGGGACCAGGACCUGAUGAAGACAGAAUUCCAUGAGCAGAGAUUUGGGGUGGAGAAGAUCUUUAAGUACAGCCACUAUAAUGAAAGAGACGAGAUUCCCCACAAUGAUAUUGCUUUGCUCAAGUUAAAGCCAGUAGAUGGUCACUGUGCUCUGGAAUCCAAGUAUGUGAAGACGGUGUGUUUGCCUGAUGGUCCCUUUCCCUCUGGGAGCGAGUGCCACAUCUCUGGCUGGGGUGUUACAGAAACGGGGAAAGGGUCCCGCCAGCUCCUGGAUGCCAAAAUCAAGCUGAUUACCAACACUUUGUGCAACUCCCACCAACUCUACAACCACAUGAUAGACGACAGCAUGAUCUGUGCGGGAAACCUUCAGAAACCUGGGCAAGACAGCUGCCAGGGAGACUCAGGAGGCCCUUUGACCUGUGAGAAGGAUGGCACCUACUACGUCUAUGGGAUAGUGAGCUGGGGCCUAGAAUGUGGGAAGAAGCCAGGAGUCUACACCCAAGUGACCAAGUUCUUGAGUUGGAUCGAAGCCACCAUCCAAAGAGAGGCUGGCUUCUAA